Messenger RNA from Suillus plorans, 582 nucleotides. RefSeq names its product putative nuclear cap binding protein subunit 2. Gene Ontology annotation, cellular component: nuclear cap binding complex. The transcript has a single exon. The record is from RefSeq and is a predicted model, not a curated record. The coding region runs from base 129 to 500 and encodes 123 amino acids. Lineage: Eukaryota; Fungi; Basidiomycota; Agaricomycetes; Boletales; Suillaceae. Gene Ontology annotation, biological process: mRNA cis splicing, via spliceosome. Gene Ontology annotation, molecular function: RNA cap binding.
CCGAAACACACGGUUUGUCGGGCCGUAGUCAUAUGCACUCGACCAGAAACUGACGCGAGGACCUGACCAGCACACCAUGCGGGUUCUGCUUCGUGGAGUACUACACUCAUGCAGAAGCCCUUGCCAGCAUGAAGUAUGUUAGCGGUACCAAGCUGGACGAGCGUAUCAUUCGGUGUGAUCUGGACCUAGGCUAUAAGGAGGGCAGGCAAUUUGGACGGGGGAAGAGUGGCGGUCAGGUACGAGACGAGCACCGCCAGGAUUAUGAUCCAGGACGAGGUGGAUGGGGUGCACAAGCGCAGAGACUUGAAGCUGAGCGCCGAAGAGAAGUGGAGGAACGGUACGCGGACGCGCAAGAAGGACCUGGUGCGGUUGCUGGUGGAGGUGGUGACUGGAAAGAAUCUGAAACGGCCGUUCCUUCACGGAAACGCGGACGGUCGCCAGAUGAUGAAGGAGACAACGUUCGUAUGGUAUGUUCAUCCCGGUUCCAGGUGAUUCAAUAGUUGACAUUGUUGCAGGGUCACCAUCGUUCACGGGAUGACAUGGAAGUUGAACGAAUGUAAACGUACUACUGUUAUGGUUUAC